AUAGGCUGUGGAAGGCCGCCAUGUUGACGUAGGAGGAAGAGGUGGUGCUCUCCCCUCGGCGUGGGACGGGCGCCCCUGUGACACAAUCACACACACACAAACACACAGGGCGAGAGACGUGGAAGGACGCACAGACUCAACAAGCCGAUCUCCCACUGCCGAGAGCCGAGGAUCGUCUUGGAUCGGAUUCUCCCCGCUUUGCUUCGCGCUCGUGCGGGCACAAGUUGUGGACUAAACCCACUCGAGCUUCCUGGUCAUUUUCGGAGCGCGGCAACGGUUGAUGAAAACGGAAGCAGGAGGACGGUGAUGGCCGCACACUCGGACCUUCUUUGACGGAACCUUGAAAAAAAGCGCCCAAGCUUCCCGGAAAAAAGCGUCCCAUUUGUGCGCCAAGCCUGGUCCGCCAUGCCCAUCCUCAAGCAGCUGGUCCACUCCAACCAGUCCAAGCGGCGCUCCCGGGCCGACCUGACUGCGGAGAUGAUCAGCGCUCCGUUGGGGGACUUCCGCCACACCAUGCACGUGGGCCGGGGGGGCGACGCCUUUGGGGACACGUCCUUCCUGAGCACUCGGUCGGGGGAAGGCCCCGACGAGGACGCCAAUCACGGCGCUCCGGGUUCCAAGUCUGGUCUUUUGUCCCGCACCUUCCGAGGCAGCAAGCGCUCCCAUUCGGUCAACCGAGGGGACAAGUCCGAGUACGCCGCCAUGGCGCCCUCUGCUGGAUCGAGCAACUUAGUGAAAAACGCCAUCUCCCUGCCGUACCUCCACAACGACUUCGGGAACAGAGGCGGGCACCUGGCCAAGAGCGUGUCCUCCAGCCCCAUGAAGAAGAUGGAGGAAUUGGACAUCAAGCCGGCUAACGGCGCCGCCGCCAUCGCCACGUUUGACGCAGAGUUCGACGAGCGGAAUUUUGGCCAUCUUAGCGACUUGCCCCCGUCCAUGCCCAAAGGGGGCGGCAUGAAGCACGCCGAGUCCAUGAUGUCCUUCCACAUCGACCUGGGACCCUCCAUGCUUGGGGACAUCCUGAGCGUGAUGGAGAAGAAAGGCUACGAGGACGUGGACCUCGGCUAUGAGGAAGGCAAAGGAAGCGAAGGCCACGGCUCGCCGUCCCGCAUCCCGCUCAUCGACGAAGAGGACGCGGCGGAGGAGCGGGCGCCCGCCAGGCCGCCCCGCAUGAUGUACCGACACCAGGCCGUGGAGGCGCCCUACACCCCCCAGCUGCACUCCAGGAACCACCGCCAGAACCCGGACAGCUGCUCCGUGUCCAGCGCCGGCUCGGCCGCAGAGGAAAAAAGUCCGCACCGCCGCCACCUCCACCGUGACGGCGACACGGACAGCGCCAAGUACAGCUCCCCGCGCGGCGACGAGGACUUUUCCUUCAUGGACGACGAGGACGAUGAGAUCAGAGUCUAAGACCUCACAAAACUCUUGGAACGCUGGACGACAAAGACGCUGACAUCAAAUCCACACUUUUUUUGUGACUUUUUGCAGCCUUUUUCCCCCUCGUUGCUUUGAUGAGACAUGACUUUGUCUUAAAGCUACGGCGCCGAGGCUCCAAGUGCACUUAAUCAUCCCGUCACAACGAGGCCUUGGCGUUGUCUUUUGGACCUUUGCUAACGGCGCCAAAGCACUGGCAGGCUCUUUUAUCGCAAUCCAAGGAUGGGACAUUUACAAAACGGAGGCCAAGCGUGUUUCCCCUUUAGUAGCCAACGGACGAGUCAGCCAAUCAGCGGCCGGUGAACUUCGGUGUCGUUGCUGAGGGUCAUGUGAUGCUGCCUCGCAGGAAGUUAGAGGAAAUUCAUCUCUCUGGCCGCAACAUUAGGUACGCCGACGUCCAGCUUUAGUCGCAUGUCUAUUUUUUCAUUUCACAUCACAUAAAAAUACAAUAUCAUCAUGACGUCUUGUUUUUCAUGAGAAAAAAUCUUUUAUAAUAGAAUUAAAAUAAAAAAUGAUGAUAUCAUAAUCCCGGUUUAUUAUUUUCUUCUCCAGCUUUGCUCGCAUGCAAACUACAACUACAUUUUUCAAAUGAAUAAUACUUUUUCUCACUAUUUUAGAAAAUACAAUCACAUCAUUUUAAAUAUGAUUUUUAUUAUUUAAAAUGACAAAACAUUUGUUUGCUAGUUUUGUUUUUCGCAUGCAAAUUACAACCACAAUUUUGAAUUAUGCAUUAAAAAAGAAAUAUAUAUCUAUAUUCUUUUUUACUUUUUUAUUUUACUUUUUUAAGCUUUCAAAAUUAUUUUUAUUAUUUUAUUAUCUUUUUUGUUAAAAAUUAUAUAAUUUUUAAAUGAUUUUUUAUUUUUUAAAAUAAUUUUUCAAAAAUAAAAAAAUGGGUUUACUCGUUUGUUUUUCUCCAGCUUUACUCACAUGCAAACUACAACCAGAUAUUUUUCAUUCAUAAAACAUUUUCUUACCAUUUUUAAAAAAUUCUGUCAUUUUUUAAAAUGAUUUUUAUUUUGAAAUAAUUUUUCCCCCCAAAAAUUAGUUUACUAGUUUAUUUUUCUCCAGCUUUAGCUUCAUGGAAACUGCAACCAGAAUGUUUUGUUUUUGUUUUAUUUGUAAAAUAAAUAGAAAUAAAUCAAAUAGUUUAAUGACAUAACUUUCCAAGUUAUUUUUAUUGUUUUCAAAUGAUAAGUAAAUAUGCAGCACAUACGUUAUCUUGGUGGGCAUUAAGGCAGACUUUUCUUCUCCAGCCGGAGUCGCAUGCGCACCACACCCGCAUAUUUGCCAUUCAUUUGACAUUUUCUUGCUACUUGGAAAAAAUAUCAAAUUAUAUAUGUAUAUUUUUUUAGGAUUUUUAGAAAUGAUUUAAAAAUGUAAAAAACAAGUGUUUACAUGUUUGUUUUUCUCCAGCUUUAGUUUCAUGCACACUACAAGCAGACUAUUUAAUUCUACAUACAAAAUAUAGAAAUAAAAUGGAGUAUCAGCAUAUAACUUUUUUGUAUUGUUUUAAAAUGAUUCAACGUGUACAUGUUUGCUUCUUCAGCUUUAGUCGCAUGCAAACUACCAGAAUUUGUAAUUAUCACACGUCUUAAAGGUAUACACUACCAGUCAAAUGUUGUAGAACGCUUCACUUUCUCUGGAGGAAAAGUCUUCAUUUUCAAUCGCUCAGCCUCUUUGUGGAGGCGGGGCUACUAGUGAAUGGAUACAGAGCAGUUAGCUUCGUGAGGCAGCAUGCGCUAACAUGAAAGAAGGCACGGAGGUGCCUCGGGCAGCGGAGCCUUUUGUCCCGACAGCCAACGGUUACUGAGGUGUUUGGUCGGCAAAAUGGUGCGCGCUCACAGACAGUGUCGCUGGCUACAUCGCUAAAACAUACAUACAGGCAACUUCUGUGUCAAGCUAACGUCUCACACAGGCACACUGUACACAAUACUUGAGUACCAUCCAGUGGUUCAAAUGUGAAUUACACCUCUCUUGACAAAUAAUGAAAAAAUUGUCUUAAAAAAUGUCGAUAAAAUCAAGUAUCGACGAUAAUUUGUAGCACAAUUAUCGUCAUGUCAAAAUUUGUUAUUGUGACAGGCCUGCAUGUUAUUUUUCAGUUUUGGGUAACCUUACCUGCUUUUUGAAGCUCUGGCACUCCACCACUUAGCUUUGUACCAUUUCAAGCUAUUCAUUGGACUUGAACCACUUCAAUUUCAAUCAAUAACUGGAAAAAUUGGGGUGUUCUAAAACUUUUGACCGGUAGUUUUUAUAAAUAAUAAUCCUAUAUUAUUUUUAUUACUUUAAAAUGUGUACAGGUGGAAUUUGGGUCAUUUUGGUGGACUGCAGCUUUAGUGAGGUGCAAACUGCAACUCUGUUUUUCCAAGUGCGUACACACGCGUUUGAAGUACAGUGUUCCCUCGCUCCAUCGCCGGUCACCUUUAGCAGGCUCUGUUUCGCCGCCCUUUAAGAAGAAUUGCACUGUGGCAAGUUGAGUGUUGUAGUUCUGUGCUUCAGCACGAGGUGGCACUGUCUCUCUUUGCAAAAACAUCGUUUCUAUUAUGCAUUUGUUGUGUUCCACGUGAUUGUUGGCAGGCGUGCCUAAUGUUGUGUCCAGUGUGUGUGUGUGUACAGGUAUGUGUGUAUGUACAGGUAUGUGUGUUAGCUGCUGACCCACCUGGUUGCUAACAGGAGCACCGUGUCAUUUUCCUUCUGUCUUGUCAUCUUCUAGAGAUGCAUUUACUCACUUUCAGGUUUGUUGAGUCUAUUUUUGGAGGUAAAAGGGCCAAGCUUCCUACGGAGGAUGAUUCCGAACCCCGGCUGUAGGAGUCCACGCUGGUGACUUGAUGCGGAAAAAGACUACAAAUGCAUCAUGGUGGAAAAUUGCACCAAAAAUGCUGUGAAAAAGCCGUCUGAGCUGUUGCCCCCCUCCCCCAAUGAGCUGCAAAGGUGUCUGCAUGAACUCCACUGAAAGUGGAAAAGAGCUGGAAGAUGUUCUUCCGCCCGUUGAGUGCCACGUUUCCGCCUUCUUUUCAGUAACGCCUCCAUUUGGCAAUAAAAGCUGCUGAUAUCAAAGCACGUUUGUGUUCUUCCUCGUCUUCCUCGCGUGGACAACAAGCCAGCUUCGUGCUCCCGAGCAGCUUGGAGCAGAUCUCACACAUCCAACAUCCAACAUCCAGCAUCCAAAUCACUGUUGCCACUUGGGUGUUUUGGACAGGAUUCAUAUCUACUUCACCCUUUGCUCUUUUUUGCACCAUUCUUGCCUUUUCAUUUUCCAAAUAUUUCACCUUCCUUCGGAAAGAAUUCUCAUACAUUUUAUUGUCAUCAACUUAUGAGUUUAUUCCCGUAAUAAGUUGACUUUUUUUCCCCCAAACUUUAUUUUCCAAAAAUGACAGCUUUUUGUUUAUUUGUCAUAAUAUUAUGACUUAAAAAAAAGAACUAAUUUUCUCUUGAAUAUGUCCUCUCUAUGCCACUAAAAUGACAUCUUAUUGCUCAUAAUAUCACAAGUUUAUUCUGGUAAAAUUGCGACUUUUUCCCUCUUACUAUUUUUGACUGUAUUGUCGUAAAAUGACAGCUUCUGUUGGCAAUUAUUUUAUCUUCCACAUUCCAAAAUGACAACGUUAUUUUGUUCUGUUUGUUUCUCAUAAUAUCACAAUCUUUAACAAAUAUUGAAUAUUUCAACUCUGUGCUACUAAGUGGACAUUUUUCCUCAUAAGUUUUUUCCUUUUAAUAUUUUCACUUUAUUCUUGUAAAAUUACAUCUAUUUUGUCCAUUUCUGCUCUUUUUUUAUUGUCCAAUGAUUUCAACUUUCUUCUCGGAAUAUUAGAACAUUAAUUCCAUAAUAUUUGGACUUUUCCCCUCCACCUAAUUUUCCAGAAAUUCCAAUUUUGUUUUGUUUUUUUUUUCUCUUAAUAUUUGGACUUUUCUUGAAUAUUUCAACUCCAUGCUACUAAAAUGAAUUUCUUUUUUCUCAUCAUUGUUUUUUCCAUUGUUGCUGGGUUUUUUCUCUUAAAUAUUUCAACUUUUAUGUUCAAUAAUCUUCAUAGAAGUUUUUUGUAAUAAUAUGACUUUAUUGCCAUAAUAAUAUAACUUUUGCCCCAACCUAAUUUCCUAAAAAUGAGAACUUCAUUCAAUUUAUGUAUAACUUUAUUUUGUUUUCUUUGUUUCUUAUAAUAUUAUAAAUUAAAACAUAAUAAUUCAUUCUUUCAUAUUUAAAUCUUUAAUAUUUCAACUGUAUGCUCUUAAAUUGACAUAAUUUUCCUUCAUAAUUUCUCUUUACAAUAUGUUUUUAUUCUCUUAAUAAUUUGACAGCUGUUUUUUUUUCUCCAUUUUUUGUUUUUUUUUCCCAAAUAUUUCAACGUUCCUGUUAAAUAAUCUUUAUAUGUUUUCAUGUUGUGAUACAUGAUGAUACAUGAUGAUACCAUAAUAAUACAACUUUCUCCUCAACCUCAUUUUCUAAAAAUGACAACUUACUUUAUUUAUAACUUUAUUUUCUUUUCUUUAUUUGUCUUAAUAUUAUGACUUUUAAAAAGUAACCUAUUUUUCUUGAAUAUUUCAACUCUGUGCUACUAAAAUGACAUUAGUUUUCCUCAUAAUUGUUUUUUUUAUCAUUUUUGCAUUUUUUUCCAAGUAUUUCAACUUUUUUGUUCAAUAACCGCCAUAAAUUUUAUUUUCAUAAUAUUAUGACUUUUUUUAUUGACUUUUUUUCCCAAACUUCAUUUUCCAAAACUGACAGCUUUUGUUUGUUUCUCACAAUAUUAGGACUUUUUAUUUUCUCUGGAAUAUGUCCUCUAUGCCACUAAAAUGACAUCUUAUUGCUCACAAUAUGAAGUUUAUUCUGGUAAAAUUGCUGCUUUCUUUCUCGUUAAAAUAUGACUUUUUCUCUUAAUAUUUUUACUUCAUUCUCGUAAAAUUACAGCUGUUUUUUUUUCAAUUUUUCUGUUUUUUUCCCAAAUAUUUCAACUUUUUUGUUAAAUAAUCUUUAUCAGAAAUAUGUUGUCUAUAUUAUCGCUUGUUCCGCAACCCAAUUUUCCAAAAACUUCAUUGAAUUUAUAACUUUAUUUUGUUUUCUUUGUUUCCCAUAUUAUGAAUUUUAAAAAUGUGUUUUUUCUU
Dunckerocampus dactyliophorus (ringed pipefish) is the source of this 6525-nucleotide messenger RNA. It is a transcript of the gene cdc42ep4b, whose product is annotated as CDC42 effector protein (Rho GTPase binding) 4b. The transcript has 2 exons. The record is from RefSeq and is a predicted model, not a curated record. Bases 406 to 1410 code for a protein of 334 amino acids. Lineage: Eukaryota; Metazoa; Chordata; Actinopteri; Syngnathiformes; Syngnathidae.